Pygocentrus nattereri (red-bellied piranha) is the source of this 3969-nucleotide messenger RNA. RefSeq names its product vesicular inhibitory amino acid transporter. Gene Ontology annotation, biological process: amino acid transmembrane transport. Gene Ontology annotation, cellular component: vacuolar membrane. Lineage: Eukaryota; Metazoa; Chordata; Actinopteri; Characiformes; Serrasalmidae. The transcript is spliced from 2 exons. Bases 469 to 2046 code for a protein of 525 amino acids. Gene Ontology annotation, molecular function: amino acid transmembrane transporter activity. The record is from RefSeq and is a predicted model, not a curated record.
CACGACCGUGCGCAACUGCCAUUUUUCACUGAGGGAGUAAGACACUGCGUGGGUGUGAUUCGGAAAAGCCCAAAUCGACUGAGUUUUUAAACGGCUAAACGCGUUUCUGCUCUCGCUGCUCCCUGCGCCUGAUCUGGAUUAUUUCUUGGAGGCUCCACUCGAUAAAAAAAUGCGCAUCGAAAUCCAAAAAUGCGACUGCGUAUCUGAGAGUGUGACGGAUGCUCAAGGACACCGGACAUGCUUGUAACCGGACUAAACGAGACUACAACGAAUAUCUAAAAUAAACAAGGGAACAAAAAAAAAAGAAGAGAGGAAGAAAAAGACAUGCCUUUACAUGAGGAAUGAUAUCAUUUGUACUUGGAGCGUUUGUAUUGUCUGUCCGUUUUGACUAAUCUAUUUGGAUAAGCUGCUCUCAGAUAUUUUCAAAUACGUAUAGUUGAAUCACUCGAGCAUCGACAUUUCAUCACCAUGGCUCAUCUAAUACGGCACAAAAUCUCCAACAAGAUCACGAACGCGGUCAACACGGCCUCCAACAAGUCUCAGGCGAAGGUGAGCGGCGUGUUCGCGCGCAUGGGCUUCCAGGCGGCCACGGACGAGGAGGCGGUGGGCUUCGCGGAGUGCGACGAUCUGGACUAUGACUACAGGCAAGGCAUGCGCAUGGCCACGCUGCAGACGGACGAGGCCGGCGGGGAGGUGGACGGUGAAGGUGGGCUGGAGGGGGACAGCCACUAUCAGCGGGAUGGCGCGGGGCCGCGGGGCUCGCGCGGCAGCACUGGCACGUGCGAGGAGCUGGGCUCGCAAGACAAGCCCAGGAUCACCGCGUGGGAAGCGGGCUGGAACGUUACCAACGCCAUUCAGGGCAUGUUCGUCCUCGGCCUCCCUUACGCUAUCCUGCACGGCGGCUACCUCGGCCUCUUCCUCAUCAUCUUCGCUGCCGUGGUUUGCUGCUACACUGGCAAGAUCCUCAUUGCGUGCCUGUACGAGGAGAACGAGGACGGAGAGCUGGUGCGCGUGCGGGACUCCUAUGUGGACAUCGCGAACGCGUGUUGCGCGCCGCGCUUCCCCGCGCUGGGCGGCCAUGUGGUCAACGUGGCGCAGAUCAUCGAGCUCGUCAUGACGUGCAUCCUGUACGUGGUGGUGAGUGGCAACCUGAUGUACAACAGCUUCCCGGGGCUGCCCGUCUCACAGAAGGCCUGGUCAGUCGUGGCCACGGCCGCGCUGCUGCCCUGCGCCUUCCUCAAGAACCUCAAGGCGGUGUCCAAGUUCAGCCUUCUGUGCACGCUAGCGCACUUCGUCAUCAACGUGCUCGUCAUCGCCUACUGCCUGUCGCGCGCGCACGACUGGGCGUGGGAGAAGGUUAAGUUCUACAUUGACGUCAAGAAGUUCCCCAUCUCCAUCGGCAUCAUUGUGUUCAGCUACACGUCACAGAUCUUUCUGCCCUCGCUCGAGGGCAACAUGCAGAACCCCAAGGAGUUCCACUGCAUGAUGGACUGGACGCACAUCGCUGCAUGCGUGCUCAAGGGCCUCUUCGCGCUGGUGGCCUACCUGACGUGGGCCGACACCACCAAGGAGGUGAUCACGGAUAAUCUGCCGGCGGGCAUCCGCGCGUGGGUCAACAUCUUCCUAGUGGCCAAGGCCUUGCUCUCCUACCCGCUGCCCUUCUUCGCCGCAGUGGAGGUCCUGGAGAAGUCCCUCUUCCAGGACGGUGGCCAAGCGCUCUUUCCCAAUUGUUAUGGGCCAGGGGGUCAGCUCAAGUCCUGGGGGCUCAGCCUGCGCGUGGGGUUGGUGGUCUUCACCCUCCUCAUGGCCAUCUUUGUCCCGCACUUUGCACUGCUCAUGGGCCUGACCGGGAGUCUCACCGGCGCUGGCCUGUGCUUCCUGUUGCCUAGCCUCUUUCACCUGAAGCUCCUCUGGCGGAAACUUCUGUGGCAUCAAGUGUUCUUUGACGUCUCCAUCUUCGUGAUCGGCGGGAUCUGCAGCAUCUCUGGCUUCAUCCACUCCAUUGAAGGGCUCAUCGAGGCCUUUAGGUACAACAUCCAGGAUUAAGUCAAGGAGGCUGCUUUCCCAGCCCUGUCCGAAACUGCUGGUGCACUCUUCCUCUGAUUGCCAAUCAGCGAGCUCAAUCCACAUAAUCACUAAAAAACUGAUUACUUCUUUAUUCUCGCUUUUCUCGUCACAAACGUGCAAUAUCUUGUGUUUCAUAGUGUGAUGAUGUGCUUGUUUUUUCUUUCUUUUUCUUUUUGGUAGUAAUUGUGAGCAAUAAAGCACUGAGACUGAGUUCUGCCAUGUGUACACACAAACCUUCUGUAUGAUUAUUUCCAAUGAAAUGGAAACAGAUUUUCAUAUACUGUAAGUCCCAAGGUUUGUAGACACCUUCUAAUUAGUGAAUUAGUACUAGUUACUAGUAACUAAUAAGUGUUCAUUGACAUAACAUUACUAGUAACUAGUAAGUGUUCAUUGCCAUCACCAAUGGAAUAUGACACCUAGAGCAGCCAUGAACAAUCCUAUGGAGCUCCAUCCAAUGCCUUUGAGAUAAAUUGGAGUGGAGUUUGUGAUACAGAACUAAUCAUCUAACAUCAGUAUCUGACCUGACAAAUGCACUUUUUAUAGAAGAGUAAAGGCUGUUACUGGAGCAUAAGGGGACAAACUCUUUAUUAAUACCUUUAAUUUCAUAAGAAAUGUUUGCUGAGCAGGUGUCUCCAGACCUUUGGACAUAUAAUACUGCACAAAAGUCAGUUACUCAAUAUCCAGUCAAAAUGGCCAUUACGUUCACGUUUCUGAGAGAUUUCCCUAUCAGAUAAACAGUACUUAAAGGCUUCAUCUUUGGAACAGAGGAGAAAAUCCAUUCUUGCUUCACACCUGGAAAAAUCCACAGAUGUUUCAGUCUAUCCUUCCAAUGUGAGAACACAACUCAACACAAUGGGCCUGAAAGGACAUGUAGCUGUCAAGAAGAUGUUACUAAUACUGGAUAAAAGAAAGCGAGAGAAAGAAAGAAAUCAGAUUUGCAUUACUGCAGUAGAUCUCAGAUGUGGUUUCAUGGAUAGGUAAAAUUUGUAAAUUUGUAACUGGGAUUACCUGGAUUGUGAGAAGCACUGGAAAAUCCAACCAAUGUCUAAGACUGAACUUUGGAAGUCUGUAAAAUUCUUUGAAAAACUGAAAUCAAGUAUCCCAAAAAGAAUGAAAGCUGUCAUAAAGUCACUGACUUUCACUUAAUGGCUGUUUUGACUGGAAAUUGAAUAAAAGCAAUGGUGAUUUUGACUUUUGAUAUAGUGUAUCUGUGAGUGAAACUAAAAUGAGUCCAGACCUGCUCAAGGCAGGGCAACCUAUGUAACUUCUUUUUCAACGAUAUAUGUUUAAUUUUAGGCCUAUACGAGUAGGCUGUUAUAUAUUUUUAUGAGAUAUAGGCUUAUUGGGAGAGCUACUAUUGAUUAUUUGUAGCUAAUGUGUCCAGAUUAUUUAAGCAUUUCUCAAUAAAUGAAAUGUGUAUCUAGUUAAAGUGAGAAUGUGUGACAAAUGAAGAGGAUUUUUAAUGAUUUUAAAUAUCUGAAGUGAGUGUUGCAGGGCCGCACUGCAGAGGCACUAAGAGGUUUUAUUUGAUGGAGAGAGGAGGCAGAAAUGAGACAGCAUGGAAAAUCCGCAUAGCACACCAACUGAGCCAGCCAAAUAUGGGAUUAAGAAGGAAGUCAUCCAUGUCAGAAAUUCUCAGUAGCCCAAUUUUCUUCCAGUAAACCAUAUUACGUUAAUCUACCCCCUUUCCAGCUGUAGACGUUUCGUCAGUGUCUUUGGUGUUCAGUGAGUGAAUAUGAAGUGCAAGUAUAAUGGCCUGUUGAGAAGUUAACUGAGCUGUGUGUUCAAUGUGUUGUAAAAAGACGUUAAAAGACGUUCCUACUGUGCUUUCGUAAAGUGUGUACAAAAACAAAAACAUGUACACAUUUGAAUCUGAUAAUAAAUUCAAUAUUUUGUGUUUCA